Messenger RNA from Malania oleifera, 2039 nucleotides. RefSeq names its product serine/threonine-protein kinase BSK5-like. The record is from RefSeq and is a predicted model, not a curated record. The coding region runs from base 236 to 1711 and encodes 491 amino acids. Gene Ontology annotation, biological process: protein phosphorylation; brassinosteroid mediated signaling pathway. The transcript has 10 exons. NCBI's taxonomy places the organism in Eukaryota, Viridiplantae, Streptophyta, Magnoliopsida, Santalales, Ximeniaceae. Gene Ontology annotation, molecular function: ATP binding; protein binding; protein kinase activity.
GGAAAACAGAAAUUGCAGGGAGAGAUGACAGAGAGAGAGGGGGAAGAGAGAGAGAGAGAAACCUUGGAUCCAAAAAGCGCUUUUUCUUUUUCUUUUUCUUUCUUCUCACUCUUUCUCUCUCGACAAACAAACAAUGCCGCUCUAAUGGAAGCCCUCCGAGCCUUCUUCUAGUUGCAGAGCAGAGAGAAGGCUCUGAGAGAGAGGAGGGGAAGAGAGGACGUUGAAUCUGCAGGCAAUGGGACUUCGCUGCUCCAAAAUUUCGCUCUGCUUUUGGCCUUCUCAUUUGAAAUCGAACAUUCGCGAGUCGUCCUAUUUAGAGAACGGCGGGAAGGACGAUGAGUACUUACCGAGUUUCAGGGAAUACAGCUUGAGCCAGCUCAGAGCUGCCACGUCCAGGUUUGCCGCCGACAACAUUGUGUCGGAGCACGGCGAGAAAGCUCCCAAUGUCGUAUAUAGGGGGAAGCUUGAAGACGAGGGCCGUUGGAUUGCCGUUAAGCGUUUCAACAAGUCUGCUUGGCCCGAUGCUCGCCAAUUCACAGAGGAAGCAAGAUUGGUAGGGCAGCUUCGGAGCGAGCGUUUGGCUAAUUUGAUUGGGUGUUGCUGUGAGGACGAUGAGAGAUUGCUAGUUGCGGAGUUCAUGCCGAAUGAAACGCUUUCGAAGCACCUUUUUCACUGGGAGGCCCAGCCCAUGAAAUGGGCAAUGAGACUGAGAGUGGCUUUGUAUUUGGCAAAAGCCUUGGAGUACUGCUGCAGUAAAGGGCGGGCUUUGUACCAUGACCUCAAUGCUUAUAGGGUUUUGUUCGAUGAGGAAGGUGAUCCCAGGCUCUCCUGCUUUGGCCUUAUGAAGAAUAGCAGAGAUGGCAAGAGCUAUAGUACAAACUUGGCUUUCACCCCUCCAGAAUACUUAAGGACAGGUAGAGUGACACCAGAAAGUGUAGUAUAUAGCUUUGGCACACUGCUGCUUGAUCUUCUCAGUGGCAAACAUAUCCCCCCAAGCCAUGCACUUGACUUAAUUCAUGGCAAGAAUUUUCUUAUGCUGAUGGACUCUUGUUUGGAGGGGCAUUUCUCAAAUGAUGAAGGAACUGAAUUAGUGCGGUUAGCUUCACGUUGUUUACAGUAUGAACCUCGUGACAGGCCACAUGCAAGGUCCCUUGUGACUGCUCUUACUUCCCUUCAGAAAGAAACUGAGGUUCCAUCGCAUGUUUUAAUGGGCAUUCCAUAUGGAACUGCUUCUGAAAUGGGGACAUUGUCAUUAACACCUCUAGGUCAAGCUUGCUCCAGAGUGGAUCUUACUGCCAUUCAUGAAAUAUUGGAUAAAGUUGGAUAUAGGGGUGAUGAGGGCGUCGCUAAUGAGCUUUCUUUUCAGUUGUGGACAAGUCAAAUACAGGAGGCCCUGAAUGCUAGGAAGCAUGGAGAUUCUGCUUUUCGUGCGAGGGACUUUACCACUGCAAUUGAUUGUUACACAAGUUUCAUCAACAGCGGGGCUAUGGUAUCACCAACCGUGUUUGCAAGGCGCUGCUUGUGUCAUUUAAUGAAUGGGAUGGCCCAAGAAGCUCUUGGGGAUGCCAUGCAAGCUCAAGUAGCAUCUCCAGACUGGCCAACUCCCUACUAUCUUCAAGCAGCUGCCCUCUCCGGCCUUGGGAUGGACAGUGAUGCCCAGGAAACGCUCAAGGAUGGCACAACACUGGAGGCCAAAAAGAACAGAAAGUGAAAGUGUAUAGGUCUUUCCUUCAUCCUUUUUUAUUUAAAUACCUGUAUCUAUCUCCUUCAAAUUUUCGUUAGCUCGGAAUUGCACAACACGGUAGGAUUGACUCUGGGUGUUGGUGUUGUGUAUCCCUUAGAUCUAUAAAUCCAGAGAGGCUCUCAUUUCACGUUACCUGGUUUUGUGCCCCCCCAUCCUGCAUAUUUUAUGUAACAACAAUGAGAGGUUUUGUGUUUGGCAUUGAAUUGAAGGACUCCUAAGUUGGGCAACAAUAGCCAUGUAGAUAAUUUCUGGGCUUCUUUAUAAUGAAAUGGCUCAUAGUUUUGUAGGCUUUAAA